Messenger RNA from Epithele typhae, 1011 nucleotides. RefSeq lists its product as uncharacterized. Bases 1 to 1011 code for a protein of 336 amino acids. Gene Ontology annotation, biological process: cell surface receptor signaling pathway. The record is from RefSeq and is a predicted model, not a curated record. The transcript is spliced from 10 exons. NCBI's taxonomy places the organism in Eukaryota, Fungi, Basidiomycota, Agaricomycetes, Polyporales, Epitheliaceae.
AUGCCGAGCUUCAUGAGGCGCAUUCGCCGCACUUUUAAGUCUCCGAGAAAGGCUACCGUGAACGACGUGCUCGCCAACUCUAUCGACGCCCUCGAAGCCGUCAAGAACGUCGCAGACGCGGUUGGCGUUGUUCCUUUCCUUAGUGCUGUGAUCACUGCCGCUCUGGGGAUCGCAAAGGUUGUACAGGAAGCGAGGGAAAGUGAAGACGCGCUCGUCGAAGUCGCCCGGCGAGCCGCGGCCAUCGUGACGCACAUCAAGCAGAAGGUGCAGAGUGGUGCUGGCAGCCUGGCGGUGAGCACAGAGAUGCAGAAGAUCCUGGCCGAGCUUCACGCAGUGAUGGAGAAUAUACGUGCUGAGGUCGAAGAUGUGCUCAAGAUCGUACCCUUCGUGCGAUUCCUUCGUCGGAAAAUGGUCCAGAAGAAGGGACAGACCUGCGUGCAGAAACUGGACGAUGCAUGGCGGGCCUUCGAUAGCGCACUCUUGGUUCAUCUCGAGAACCAGGUCAAAGCGCAAGGUGAAUCGUUGGAGCGUCUCGAGGACCAGAACAGAUCACAGGUAGAAACGUUGGCACAUCUCGAAUGCGAAGUCAGGUCACAAGCCACGUUCGAGCCCACUUUAUCCAUACCUUACGCUCGAUUCACCGAUAUCCAGCACAAGGUCCGCCAAGGAAAGUAUAAUACGAGCACUUACAGCGGAGAUCAGUUCAGUGGUCUCUGGGGAUCCGAACAACGUGUUGUGACAGUACGAAAGUUCGAUCCAAGCCUAAAGACGUGCGUCGUUCGAGCAAUCAGAGCAUAUUCUCAAAACCAACACGAAUAUCACGAAUGCCUCACCAACGUGAUUGCGCUGGCAUAUCCUUCCGCCGGAGUUCAGUUCUACCUAAUCGAAGGUCGGCCGCGGAAGUCCAUCAUAGAAGACUUUACCGGCAAGGACCCCAGGGUAUGGAUGAGGAAACUGCUACAGCAUAUUGGUGAUACAGAUGCAAGUUCGUCGUUGUAUGGCAAGCACUAG